AUGGCCUUGACAGCACUGAGGAGACUCGGCCCCCAGUUGAUCCACGCGAGAGGUAUAGCCAUGUCAGCAACGCAGACCCAGACUCAAGCCAAGAGAGAAGGGGAUAUAUCCGACUCCUUUGCCUCGCUAUCUGGCACAGCCAAGGAGCCUUUGCCCCAACGUUUCCUAGAGCUGAAGCAGAAGCUUACUCGGGGCCACGAGCAAGCCGUGACAGACAGCUGGAAGCGACUAUUGCUGCAGCUCAAGAUUGAAAAUGACAUCGUAGCCAGAGAGGGAUUUAAUGUCGUCCCGUCUAUCGAAUUCAAGACUCUCGACACGGACCUCGCAGUCCUGCGAAAUGAAAUCAAGAAAAGGGGCGUCGCCGUGAUUCGCGGCGUCAUCCCCGAAGACGAUGCGCGCCAAUACAAGGCGGAGCUGGAAGACUAUAUCAACGCGAAUCCUUCCACAAAAGCUUUCCCACAGACCGACCCUCAAGUCUUUGAGCUGUACUGGUCGGCACCACAGCUCAAGGCAAGAGCACACCCAAAUCUAUUAAAAGCCCAGACGGCCCUCAUGAGCCUGUGGCACCUCUCAAACCCUGAAAGUGACAUUUCCAUCUCGCAGCCUCUCUCGUAUGCUGAUCGCCUUCGGAUCCGUCAGCCCGGAGAUGCAAAGUUUGCUUUAGGUCCUCACAUGGACGGCGGUAGCGUUGAGCGAUGGGAACACAAUGGCUAUGGUCUGGGCAACGUCUAUGAUAGGGUCUUCGAGGGGCAGUGGGAGAAGUACGAUCCCUGGGAUGCCAGUACCCGUGUCUCUGCGGUGAUGGACAAUUAUAAUGGCCUGGGAGCCUGCUCAAUGUUCCGCAUGUUUCAGGGUUGGCUCAGCAUGAGCCGAACUGGGCCUUACGAAGGGACUUUGCAAGUCAACCCGCUCUUGCGCCUUUCAACUUCCUACUUACUAUUGCGGCCAUUCUUUCAACCCAUCAAGUCUGCCAAGGAUGCCUCAUACUCAGAGUUCCUGAGCGACGGCAACUGGGAGUUCUGCGGUGACAAGAUGACGAGUGAGCUCCAUGGCGCUACUCCAGGCUACGGGCAAGAGCUGAAUGAUGCAUUGCACCCUCAUCUCGAGCUCGAAAAAGCCAUGGUACAUGUGCCGCAGGUGAAGCCCGGUGAUUUUGUUGUUUGGCAUUGCGACACAAUACACGCAGUCGACAAGGUUCACAUGGGCAAGGCACAUUCCAGCGUGCUUUACAUCCCCGUCUGCCCGGUCACCGAGAAUAAUGCGAAGUAUCUCAAGAGACAAAGAGAGGCCUUCGUUGCUGGGACACCAGGGCCAGACUUUCCUGGCGGUCAAGGAGAGAGUCAGCACCUCAACCGGUGUGAGCUCGGCUUCCUUCAGAGACACACGGAUACUCGAGGACUACGGGCUGCUGGAUUCGAGAGACUUGUGCCCAGUGAUACAGAUCCGAUCGGGUCAAAGAAGGUUACUGAGAAGGCCAACGCCAUUCUCGGGUACUAA
Messenger RNA from Neoarthrinium moseri, 1497 nucleotides. RefSeq lists its product as uncharacterized. The record is from RefSeq and is a predicted model, not a curated record. The coding region runs from base 1 to 1497 and encodes 498 amino acids. The transcript has 3 exons. NCBI's taxonomy places the organism in Eukaryota, Fungi, Ascomycota, Sordariomycetes, Amphisphaeriales, Apiosporaceae.